Molecule: messenger RNA, 888 nt
Organism: Phycodurus eques (leafy seadragon)
Lineage: Eukaryota; Metazoa; Chordata; Actinopteri; Syngnathiformes; Syngnathidae
Exons: 2
Coding region: 109-687 (192 amino acids)
Source: RefSeq, a predicted model, not a curated record
AAAUGUGCGACGACCUGACGACAGAAAGCUCCUGUAUCUGUAGCGUUCAGGGUAGUUUACAGCUAACCAGAAGCUUUCUCUAUUGCUAAAACAAGGGGCUGCUGGGUAAUGGCCGCUCUCGGGUUUGGAUUCAUUCUGGCCGCCUGUAUCCUGUUGGAUCAUCAGACGCAGGCACGAAACGAGGCUCCCUGCCAGCGGUCCAAAUGGAACAACGGCUACAACACGUUCGUCAAGCGUCACAUCCGCACGGGGCUCCCUACCUCUCUGGAUGUGGACGAGUGGAGGAGCUACAUCAAGAACAACGGCGGCUGUGAUAGACCAACCCAGUCCUUCCUGCACCCAAACGACUUGGACAGGGUGAGGGCCGUGUGCUCUAACAGUGGGGGGAAGACGUUCAAGGACAACCUGUGCAUCAGCCAGGAGCCCUUCUCCUUUGUCACGGUGAGGAGUGAGCAGGGGACCUGCGGAAUCAGGAAGAUCGUCCAGGAAAGCAAACAUCUGAUCCUGGCCUGUGAGGUGCUGGAAAACCAGUGCCUGCCAGUCCACUUUGAGGGAAACGCCAUAAGCGCAAAGCCCAACAACAAUGCCAAAGGGUGCCAGGAUCCAGAUAUUAAAGGGCACGCGCCCGACUUUAAAACAACAUGGCUGUGGUUGCUGUCAGCCGUGUUAGUUGUUAUGUUUGCCUAAUUUGAGGGACUGAAUAAGUCAUUGAAGAUUUGAUCAUUUCAACAUUAUGGAAUUCUCCUGCUCAUGCAUGUGCCCAUUUAUGACUGUGCUUUUUAGAUACAAAGAUGACUUCCUAUGAGAAGACUUCACUGGUAUUGUAUGUAAUUAAGUGACAAAUUAAAAAGGGAAAUGGGGUUGACUUUGGUGCCCCCUGCAACUAAA